GGCGGCCGGGAGCGGGCUGCUGACCUGUCCCCACAGCCAGGCGAGAAGCAGCCGCUGGAUCUGGGGAAGCUAGUGAGCUCGGUGGCGGCCCAGAGACUGGUUUUGGACACUCACCCAGGUGUGGAGAUUCCCGAAGCUAGGGACAUAGCCCAGCGUCACAGCCAGGGCAGCCAACCUAGAGCCCAGAACAAGGCUGCCCAUCCCCCUCCACUGUCCCUCAACUCCAUGGGUGAGGCGCCGAGUAGUCUCACUGGGAAGCGGCAGACCUGUGACAUUGAAGGCCUGGUGGAGCUGCUGAAUCGGGUGCAGAGCAGUGGGGCCCACGACCAGAGGGGCCUUCUGCGCAAAGAGGACCUGGUGCUUCCAGAAUUUCUGCAGCUGCCGGCCCAAGGGCCCAAUUCCCAGGAGGCCCCACCACAGACUGAAUCAGAGGUCCAGCCCAAGGGGGACCCCUCGGACUCCACUGCCCACUCGGGCCUCUGACAGCUGCCCAGCAGUCCAGGCCGGCUGCAUGGCACCUGGCGGGCCAAGCAUGCCAUGGGCCCGCUCUGCAUGCCCUGUCUGUGCCAUGAGUGUCCUUGGCCCCUUCCUGCCAUGGGCAGGCCCGCAGGAAGAGCUGGACGAGGGUGGAGAGCGGGCUUAGAGGAGCCACACCCCACAGCUACCAGCGCUUGGUCCCUCAUCAGUUCGCUCACCCAUCCCUUGCUGCCAGGUCACUGAGGGGAGGUGGGCCUCGCCUCCCCAGUACAGGCAUGCCCAGCACAGAGGGGCGGCGUUGGCGGUGCCAGCCCCCCACCCUGGGCUAGGCCUCAGCGGGGAGCAGGAGGUGGGGCUGGCCCCUCCUCAGGGAGCUGGAAUGAGUAAGGCCUGGGGGUGCAGGCGGGCAGCCCCUCACUCUACUCACAUAGGCUCUGCUGGACGUAUGGAUUUUGCAGUCAGCCUGGGGCAGCUGGGUUUGUCCUGGAUGUACGAUAUUGUUAUUAUAAUAGUAAUUAUUAUUCUCCCAUGAGGUGUGUUCCUUGUGUGCCUGUCCACCCUGUGUUCCCCCCCGCCCCCCACAACUGCACUGCCUCUGUCACCAAGGUCAGUGCCAGGAAGCUCUUGGGGACCUCAGGAUGUGCCCCCCGACUUCCUGUUGUCAGAACUUCUCUUCCUGACUGCACAGAGUAUUGGGGUGUGAAUAUGAGAGACAGACAGAGACGGGGAGGGAAGGAGGAAGGGGGGAGGGAGGGGAAGGCCCUUCUGGGGAGCUGCGCCUCUGCCACCUGCCCUCAUGCUGUUCCUCAGUCUCUGGAUCUGAGGAGAGCACAGCAUCUGGUUGUUGUCCUCUACUUCUAGUAGUGCUCGAGUGUGUCUCUGCAGACAUGGCUGUGGGCUCCUUGGGAUGCAUGAAGGGCCUUGUGGAGGAUACUGGUUGUUGUGGUGGGGGCAGGUUCUGUUCCUUGCCUGCUUUGGCUGGGUAGUCAUCCCUGUCCCUAGGCAGCCCACACAGGGAGGGGGAGCAGGGAGGACCUCCCAGAAGGAGGGCCCAGCAUGUGGGCAGAGAAGCCGGACUCAGUCCCGGUGCCGCUGAGACAGAGGAAACAAGGGGACAUGGGAACCUCGAAGGGACACUUGGGGAGUGAGGGACCCUCCUGACCCCCUCAGGCAGGUCAAGCUCUCUUCCCCACUCCAGUUCUUUGUGCUUGCUGUCCCCUCUGCCAGGAACUGCCCCCCCCCCGCCCCCAUGCCAUCAUGGCACCUCGUUCUUGAAAUUCCUGAGAGAUCAGUGGGGUUUGCUGGCCCAUCAUGCCUUUCUCCAGAAGUUGAACCCAAGCCUUUCUCGGGGGCCUUCAGCCCUCUGCCCCCUCUGCUCAUUUUGCUUGGCUGGGUUGACCAGACCCCCUAGCUGCUGGAGGGGGGCUCAUGACCCAGGCCUGGUCAAUCAGAGUUUGGUGCAGGGAUGAUUCUCUGACCCCAAUCAAAAUCCCAGUCCUGGUCAUCUACCAUUUCCCGGGGAUUUGAACAGAGGUUAUGCAGGGAGAGAACCUGCAUGUCAGUGAAGCCAAUACAGGACAGCAGGACUGAGAGAUAGAAGGAGAUUCUUGACAAAAUUUACCUGAACACCUAAAUUCACCCAGGCCUGAAGUCAACCACCCCUAGACAUUCUCAUUUAGGCAAGCCAACACAUUCUUUCUGUGUGCAUGUGCCUGGGACUCUGAGUGGGUUUUCUAAGACCUGCAACCACAAAAGUUCUGCUUCAUCAUUCAGCUUGAACACCUCAGCAGAGCCUUCCCUGGUCACCUGAUGCUGUGAUCUAAACGUUUGUGUCCAUCCCCCCACAACCCCGCCAUUCAUAUGUUGAAACCCCAGUCCCAAGGUGAUGAUGGUAUUAGGAGGUGGAGCCUUUGCAAUGUGCUUGGUCUUGAGGGUGGAAUCCUCGUGAGUGAGGUUAGUGCCCUUAUAAAAGAGAUCCCAGAGAGCUCCCCCACCCCUCCCACCCUGUAAGGACAGAACAAGAAAUUGGCUGUCUACAACCUGGAAGAGGGCUGUCAUAGACACCAAAUGUGCUGACACCCUGAUCUUGGACUUCCAGCCCUAGAAUUGUGAGAGAUAAAUUUCUGUUGCUUAUAAGCCACCUAGUCUCUGGUAUUUUUGUUAUAGCAGCCCAAACGGACUGACACCAGAUUUGAAGUGCUCCCCAACUUUGUUCUCUACAAUGCUGUCUAGUUUUCUUCCUUCAUAGUGCUCAUCCCACUCUGUAAUGACCUUGUUUACUUAUUUACACUUGUUGGCUGACAAUAUGAAAAACAUGCCCUGAUGGCA
Leptonychotes weddellii (Weddell seal) is the source of this 2805-nucleotide messenger RNA. Lineage: Eukaryota; Metazoa; Chordata; Mammalia; Carnivora; Phocidae. The record is from RefSeq and is a predicted model, not a curated record.